Drosophila serrata is the source of this 1412-nucleotide messenger RNA. RefSeq names its product protein FAM107B. The record is from RefSeq and is a predicted model, not a curated record. NCBI's taxonomy places the organism in Eukaryota, Metazoa, Arthropoda, Insecta, Diptera, Drosophilidae.
UGUCGCGUUGAUAAGAACGUCGUGGAAAGCGAAAGUCCCACUAACAGAAAUAGCACCCAUAAACCAGCAGCAAAAACAGCUGAUUGAGAGAACUCAUUUCAAUAAUAAUCAUUUAUUUUAAACAUGUAUACAAAAAGUGCAAGUUGACCAUAAAAGAGGUGGAAAUAUAGCCAAAAUGCAGCGUCCCUCGUCGAAUAUCUCCAGCAGCAUCAUGAACCGCAUGUCCGUCUUUGAAAAUACGGCAUUCAGGCAGAGUCCGGCAGAGGUUGAGAACGCAACUGGAACGACCAUGAUGUCCAUGACCAGCUCCCCACCGGCCACGCCCACCGGUGUUCAGACGGACCAAGAUGGCCUCAUCCUGCCCAAGAAGCUCAUUAAUCCCUGCAUGGAAAAUACCGAUCGCAAGGAGUUGCAUCGAGAGCUCAAGUUUAAUGCCAGAAUUGGGAAGAGCGUGCUUAACCAAAAGUCGGAACUGCAACGGGCCUACGACAAGCAAAAGGAGCGACAUGCGGCCGCCGAGCAGCACUCACCGGAUACGGAAAUAGUUGGGGGCAUUCCGGGCCUUAAAGGAGAGCUCGGUCGUGUGAUUAUGGAGCGGGCGCAAAAGCAUGAGGCGGCGGCCCAGAAGCAGGAUCAGGAGGAUGCCGAGGAGCGGCAGUAUGUGAAUCCCGAGUAUCUGAACGUACGGGCCAAGCUGCGCACGGCACAUGCCAAUAAUUAGGAAGCUAUAGCUAUAGCUCCUCGGAUACCUGGAUGGAUGAUGCCCCAGUCCCUCAGCUUGAUUAAUGUUAAAUGUUUAAUUUUAUUAAGAAGACCUAAAACCAAAUUAUGUGUGCGUGGAGGUGGAGCUAUAUGUGUUUUAUGUGUUAAUAACUCGUGAGCGGUUUUCAUUUUGAUAUUAUGCAAAACUAGUUGGUUAUUAUAGUUUAACGUUUAACUUCUAGACUAAGCCAUUUUACCUGUUUAGUUCGUUAGUUCUAGUUACUAAUCUAAGUUACAGUUUAAUUAAUUUUUCUGUUGUGUAAAAAAGCAAAAAACAAACCAUGUGUAUAAAGUUUUAAUUUCUAAACGGCGGACCCCCGUUCUUCCACAAACAAAACAAAGAGAAACGAAACAUUAAGGAAUAUUAUGAAUCUAGUGUAGUUAUCUAUAUGUAUAUCCCUAAAAUAGAGUGACCGAGAUAUAAUGCUGUAAACAGGGCAAUGUGUUAGAGAGUAAGACAGAGAGACAGACAGACAGAACAUGGAAGAAAGAUAUUGGAUCUAUAUAUAUAUAUAUUGAAAACAACUAUUUUAUGUCAAAGCAAAGAAAUUUGAACAGAUUACAGAACUAUAUACAACAUAUAUCUAUAUACAAAUUUAGUUUCUGGAAUUAAUAAAUUUUAUUGUAGGCAAAGAGUUAUCGAAACCGAA